Molecule: messenger RNA, 1352 nt
Organism: Branchiostoma belcheri (Belcher's lancelet)
Lineage: Eukaryota; Metazoa; Chordata; Leptocardii; Amphioxiformes; Branchiostomatidae
Product: normal mucosa of esophagus-specific gene 1 protein-like
Exons: 4
Coding region: 151-483 (110 amino acids)
Source: RefSeq, a predicted model, not a curated record
GAGCCCACGUGGGCCUACUCACCCGCUGACGUAAAACACCGGCUAGAAAAACGUUUGAAACCGGUAUAAAUACGCCCGGUACACGCCUGUUCCGGCACAACUCAAGAGAUAUCUACAACUCUUCACCGACUCAAGAAGUUUUUCUUAGCCAUGAGAGUCAGCCGUGUUCUACUCCAACAAGCCGCCAAGAUGUACCUUGGUGGUCCCGACAGUUUCUUCAAGUAUGCCGGCAGCUCUAUCCUAAAAGACCCCUCGGUGUGGCCCUUGGUUACCAUCGUGACUGGUGUAGGGUGUAUGGCGGUGAGCGCUCUAACCUACACAGCCAUCGCAAAGUCGGACGUCGUUUUCGACAAGAAGACACAGCCAUGGCUCAAAGUGCCUUUGGAUAGACCUACACAGAAGUUGGUCACAAUCAACCAGACCUACAAGGACAUCCCACAGCUCAAGGUCAUGAGCGAGAUCCGCGAGAUGGAGAAGCAAUAACCCAUCUUCACUUCUGCUACAAACCGCAAGGUGGCGCAUGUGAAUGGCAGCUGACCGAAGCGACCAGUGUUUUAAUGGGGCCACGCUGCUAUUAUAGUUAUAGCUGGCUAUAAGUACGUGUUAUCAUGUCCUUACCUCAAGGAACAAAAUACAUGAUACAGGGAUUGUAAGAUCACAGAGUUUAGAGGACCAAAAUCUUUUUCCCGGGAAAAAAUCUUAAGCUUACUGAUCAGAAAAAAAACAUAGAUUGUGAAAAAUUAGUUCCGUCCACACAUAUAUCCAUUGCACGUGUUGCUAUAUAUUGAGGCGAGAGAAGCAGUGUGUUGCAGCCUUAUCUAUGUAUGCAAGAUCUGAGUAUUGUAAACGGAAAAAAAGUUCUGAAUCUGAGUGCUACAAUGUGAGGCUGUGUACCUGACUAUUAUAAAGGGAAGUUCUGAAUCGGAGUGUUACAAUGUGAAGAUGUGCCUAGUGGCACCAUAAUGUUGCGAUAGUUCUGACCAAUCAGGGACCGUUUUGUAUAGCAUCACUUUGAUUGUAGCAAUAAUUGUGAACUUUGGAACUAAUUUAUUGUCACUGAAAAUAUCUAUGACACGUGCACAAUACUUAUGAUGUUGUUGUUGCAAGUGUCGAAUGUCAGGGACACGAAAUAGCAGCUAUGAAUUAUGAAAAAAUAACUUAUUAAUUGAGCACGUAUUUGACACAAUAUUCAGGUGAAUAGUUACGAAUCUGAUGUGUAUUAUUCUAUCUUGUCUGUCAAUGAAAAAAAUAAUAAACAAAUAAUAGAGUAUUUAUGGUGAGCUCUCUAUGCUGCUGAGCAAUAUCCUGUAUAUGUGAAUUUGAUUCACAAUAAAUCUAUUGUUUGAAGAAAU